This is a messenger RNA of Penicillium pulvis, 702 nucleotides long. RefSeq names its product Fe-binding Fe/S cluster assembly protein ISA1 (gene isa1). NCBI's taxonomy places the organism in Eukaryota, Fungi, Ascomycota, Eurotiomycetes, Eurotiales, Aspergillaceae. The coding region runs from base 1 to 702 and encodes 233 amino acids. The transcript has 2 exons. Gene Ontology annotation, cellular component: mitochondrion; cytoplasm. Gene Ontology annotation, biological process: iron-sulfur cluster assembly. Gene Ontology annotation, molecular function: 2 iron, 2 sulfur cluster binding. The record is from RefSeq and is a predicted model, not a curated record.
AUGCAGCGCCCUGUGACAUCAUCCGCCACACUUCUCCGAUGGGCAAAGCCCUCGGCUACACUAUGCUCCCCCGCCGUGCGGUGCUUCUCAUCAUACGGAAAUGCCUACCAAUCCUCCAAGCGUGACAUGCAAACUGCAACCGCCUACCGUCCACACUCUCUCCCUACAUCUUUUCCGCUUCCCCGGAGCAACGGAGGUUCAGACUCCCUGCUCUCCGCCGAUUUCCCUCUUCCUGCAGAGAACCCACAGACCUCGCCAGCACAAACAAAACCAACAUCCUCCAGUACUGCUCGGGAAAACGAUGCUCAAACUCCCAAACCUGCCUCGUCCACAACUGCCACUAAGACCGGAAAGCCUCGUCGGCCGUUGCGGGCAAGAAAGGCAGCCAUGAAGCUGUCUACUCUAGCCACUGAGCAACUACGCAAGCUCAUGGAUCAGCCUGAGCCCAAGUUUAUCCGGGUUGGAGUGAAGAACCGGGGCUGCUCGGGUCUCGCUUACCAUCUUGAGUACGUGGAGAAGCCGGCCAAGUUCGACGAAGUGGUGGAGCAGGACGGCGUGAAGGUUUUGAUCGACAGCAAGGCCCUGUUCAGCAUUAUUGGCAGCGAAAUGGACUGGCAAGAAGAUAAGCUGAGCAGAAAAUUUGUCUUCCGCAACCCCAACAUUAAGGAACAAUGUGGAUGCGGUGAAUCCUUCAUGGUUUAA